AUGUCCAAAAGCGCCGAGCCACGGCCUACGGAAGACGCGCGUCCACUGCUGGGUUUGUGUGCCCCCGUCCCGUGCAUGAUCCCGUUGCCUCCGCUGGGCUACGAGUUGCACUCCUGCCUCAUGAACUACUCUGAUCUGUGGAGGGCGAGCGUCAGAGGCGCGCUCUGCGGGAAGACCAACUGUAGCGCCUGCGUCAAACCGGACUCUCUGAAGCAGCCGCUGCUGACGUCCAGCCGCGUGGUCAAGCCGCAGGUGCUGCACCAGGCCGUGGCCGUGCCCGGGUCUUUGUACUACGUCAACUACCUGGAGGCGGCGUACCCGCAGCACGAGCUCUUCUCCGGGCCCUGGUCUCAGGCCUCUUUGGCCGCGCACCAAAGGCUGCUGCUGCGAGACAAACUUUCCUCAGAGAAAGUGCCAACACCACAGUAUCCGCACAAAGAGCACCUCCCCGGACAGUUGGACCAGAUCGUCAAGGACCACAGUCUGAGCGCGGACAAGAACACAAGCAAGACGCACAACAAAGUCAGCGGCAGCAGCAGCGCCGACGGGAAACCCAAGAACUUUACUUGUGAAGUUUGUGGCAAGGUUUUCAACGCGCACUACAACCUGACCCGACACAUGCCCGUGCACACCGGAGCGCGGCCUUUCGUGUGUAAAGUGUGCGGGAAGGGCUUCCGUCAGGCCAGUACUCUGUGCCGCCACAAGAUCAUCCACACGCAGGAGAAGCCGCACAAGUGUAACCAGUGCGGGAAGGCCUUCAACAGAAGCUCCACACUCAACACGCACGUGCGCAUCCACGCGGGAUACAAACCUUUCAUCUGUGAAUUCUGCGGCAAAGGCUUCCACCAAAAAGGGAACUACAAGAACCACAAGCUCACCCACAGCGGAGAGAAGCAGUACAAGUGCUCGAUCUGCAACAAGGCCUUCCAUCAGAUCUACAACCUGACCUUCCACAUGCACACGCACAACGACAAGAAGCCCUUCACCUGCUCCACCUGCGGCAAGGGCUUCUGCCGCAACUUCGACCUCAAGAAACACAUCCGCAAACUGCACGACAACAACUACACAGCCUCGGAAGCAGCGCGCGACCUGCCUAGCUGA
Messenger RNA from Knipowitschia caucasica, 1101 nucleotides. The record is from the annotation of a GenBank genome assembly. NCBI's taxonomy places the organism in Eukaryota, Metazoa, Chordata, Actinopteri, Gobiiformes, Gobiidae.